Messenger RNA from Serinus canaria (Common canary), 6069 nucleotides. RefSeq names its product protocadherin 12 (gene PCDH12). The coding region runs from base 157 to 3696 and encodes 1179 amino acids. The record is from RefSeq and is a predicted model, not a curated record. Lineage: Eukaryota; Metazoa; Chordata; Aves; Passeriformes; Fringillidae. The transcript has 4 exons. Gene Ontology annotation, biological process: homophilic cell-cell adhesion. Gene Ontology annotation, cellular component: plasma membrane. Gene Ontology annotation, molecular function: calcium ion binding.
CGGUGGCUGCUCCGGGGACGGUCCCUCCGCUCCGGGCUGUCCCGGCCCAGGGAGCCCCGGUGAUGGCAGCGUGGGGAACAGCCACCAGCCCUGCUUGUGGUUUCCCCUCCUUUCCAAGCUCUGGCUGGAGCCCAAGGCCGUCGGAGAUGGGAGAGGAUGCCGAGGCCCUGCGGUGGCCCUGAAGACUCUCCGGGGAUGCGGUGGCCGGCUGGACAGCCCAUGGCAGCGCGGCGGGGCCGCGGGGGCUCUGCCAGCAGCAUGCUGGGGCUGAGCCGCUCGGCGCUGAGGCUGCCGGCGCUGUGGUGGUGGUACCUGUUCCUGAGCGCUGAUGCCCAGGAGGUGGCCACGUUCACGGUGCAGUACCGGGUGCUGGAGGAGGUGCCCCCGGGAACUGUCAUAGGGAGCCUGGCUGAGCACUUCGAGGGCGGCGAGAGCGGCGAGGCGGCCGAGACCUUCCAGCUGAUGGAGACCCCCGGGAGGUUCCCGCUGCACGUGGGCAGCGGGGAUGGGGUGCUCAGCACGGCCGGGCGGGUGGACAGGGAGCAGCUGUGCCGCCACAGUGAUCCCUGCUGGGUGUCCUUUGACGUGCUGGCUGCCCAGAACCCGGCCCUGAUCCACGUGGAGGUUCAGGUGAUGGAUGUCAACGACAAUGCGCCGCGGUUUCCCACGGCCGAGUUGGAGCUGGAGAUCUCGGAGAGCGCAUCCCUGCGUACGCGGAUCCCGCUGGAUCGAGCCCUGGACGCUGACGCUGGCCCCAACGCCCGCUGCUCCUAUGCCCUCUCCCCCAGUGAGCACUUUGCUCUGGAGGUUGUGUCCGGCUCCGAUGGGACGAGGCACGCGGAGCUCGUCGUGGUUAAGGAGGUGGACCGGGAGCUGCACUCCUCCUUUGACCUUGUGCUGACAGCCACUGAUCACGGGGAGCCACCAAAAUCAGGUACUGCUUUGAUUAAAGUCAUUGUCCUUGACUCCAAUGACAACAGCCCCGUGUUUGCAGAGAGCUCCCUGACUGUGGAGGUUCGGGAGGACACCCAGCCCGGGACCCUCCUCGUGACGGUCACGGCCACUGACCCUGACCAGGGUCCCAACGGGGAGAUCGAGUACAGCCUGAGCAGGCACGCGCCCCCCGAGGUGCUGAGCACCUUCAGCAUCGACGCCCGCACGGGCAGCAUCCUCCUGAGGCUCCCUCUGGACUACGAGGAGACCCACGCCUACGAGCUGGAUGUGCAGGCGCGGGACCUGGGCGCCAACCCCGUCCCGGCGCACUGCAAGGUCCUGGUCAAGGUCCUGGAUGUCAAUGACAAUGCUCCCAACGUCCACGUCACCUGGGCUGCGCGGGAGCCCGUGCUGUCUGAGGCCCUCCCCAAGGACAGCUUUGUGGCCCUGGUGACAGCCAGCGACCCCGACUCUGGAAGCAAUGGGCAAGUGCUCUGCUCCCUCAGCCAGGGCUAUGAGCACUUCAGGCUGAAGAGGACCAACAGCCACAGCUUCGCGCUGCUGACCAACGCCUCGCUGGACCGCGAGCGGCGUGCCGAGUACAACCUGACGCUGGUGGUGCGGGACAUGGGGGACCUGUCCCUGGCCGUGCUGAAACACCUCACCAUCUGCAUCAGCGACGUCAAUGACAACGCCCCAGCCUUCGAGAAGGCUGCCUACGAGGCUGCUGUUGCCGAGAAUGGUGAAGCACCUGCCUUCCUGCUCACUGUCCGUGCCACUGAUCCCGACCUGGGCUCCAAUGGGAAAGUCACCUACAGGAUCCUGGACCCCUCUGCUUUGGGGCUGGUCUCAGUCGACCCCAUCACUGGAGAUGUUUUUGCCCUCCAGGCUUUUGAUUAUGAGCAGGUGAGGAGCCUGGAGUUCCUGGUGACAGCAGAGGAUGGAGGGCAUCCCAAGCUGGCAUCCAGCAUCUCCAUCAGGCUGGCUGUGCUCGACCAGAAUGACAACGCACCCAUCAUCACCACACCAGUGCUGGUGGGAGGGGUGGCCACGCUCUCUGUCCUGGUCAAUGUGGACACCGGGUGCUGCUGGGUGGUCCCUGGGAAUGGGAGCACCCCGGGGGCUGCAGCAGUGACCAAUUCCACACUCGUGUCAUGCCCUGCCAACCCCUUCCUCUUCACCAUCGUGGCCAGGGAUGUGGACACUGGCACCAACGGGGCUCUUCGGUAUGAUGUGGCGGGUGGGGAUGAUGCCGGGCUCUUCAUCCUGGACCCCCUCCUGGGGCACGUGUCCCUCAACGCCAGCAAUGCCAGCAGCCUGGCCGGCAGCCAGCGGGAGCUGCUGGUCCGGGUGAGUGACCAGGGGGACACCCCCCUGCACACCCUGGCCCGGCUCCGCUUGCUGUUCCGGCGGCACGGAGCCUUCUCCAAGAUGUCAGCGCGGGAUCCCGGCUGGCCCAGUCUCUCCGUGCUGCUGCUCAUCUGCCUGGCCGCUCUCCUGGGCGGCUGCGUGCUGCUGCUGGCGCUGACCCUGUCCCUGCGCAAGAAGGACAAGAAGGACGGCAUGGCCUACAACUGCCGGGAGGCAGAGGACGCCCGCAGGCAGCAGCAGCUCAAGAAGCCGCACAGGCAGAUCCAGAAGGCCGACAUCCACCUGGUGCCGCUGCUCCGGGGCCGCCCCCGGGAGCCCGAGCCCCCCCGGGCCUGCCAGGAGGAGCAGCCCGGCACAGCCGCCCCUGCGGCCGGGGGGUCCCCGCAGGCUCCCCUCCACCUCACCCCCACUCUCUACAGGACCCUGAGGAAUCAGAGGACACAAAAAGGCUCGGAGAGGCCGCAGGGCACCUUGGAGCUUCCGGUCCUGCAGCGCCGGCCCUGCCCGCCCCACAGAGCCAAACAUGCCGUGAGGGAGGCCGAGGGCCUCCCGGAGGCACCGCUGCACGGCAAGAGCUUGGUGAAGCCACCCAUGGGAGAGCCCCGAGUGCCAGCCGAGCAGCCCGUGGGUGCGGGGGCACCCGGGCAGCCCCAGCCCCACCAGCAGAUCCUCAGGAGCCUGGUCCGGCUGUCGCUGGUGGCCCUGGCGGAGCAGAGCCCGACCGGGGAGUUCGCCAUGGAGUCGCCCCCAGUGCAGCAAAUCUCCCAGCUGCUCUCCCUGCUGCACCAGGGCCAGUUCCAGCCCAAAACAAACUACAGGGGAAACAAGUACACGGCCAAGAACGGCAGCAGGGCUGCAGGGCUGGACACAGGGCUGGACACGGGGCUGGACACGGACUGCCUGAGCACCAAGGACAGCGGGCAUGGCGAGAGUGAGGCCGGGGACCGCGACUGCGACAGCGCCUUCGAGCUCUCCGUGCAGCAGCUCGUGGGAGAGGAGCUGGAGACCCUCCUGGAGCCACAGGCCGAGCUGGCCCUCAAGAGGCUGACAGCUGCAGACCCAGCGUGGGUGGCCCGGCUGUCCCUGCCCCUCACCAGCAGCUACAAGGACAACGUCUUCUGCCCUGACUCGCUGCACUCCCCCGAAGAUGAGGAAGCUUCAAGGCAGGAGAAACCGAGGACCUUUGAGACCUUUGGCAAAGGUGCUGGGGCUGACCCUGGUGGCAGUGGGACGAGGCUGGCCAGCACCUUUCUGUCAGAGAUGAGCACCCUGUUUGAGAUGAUCCUGUCCCAGAAGGUGCAGGUGCACAGCGAGACGGGCGUGGGGCUGCUGCGGCAGCUGUCGGCCCACGGGCACAGCCUCGGCCUGGAGGACGCUGCUCCAGGGCUGUAGCAGCUCAGUGGCUGUGGCAGGGAGAGGACAGUCAGAGAUUUGGGGUGUCCAGCCCUAUCCCCAGCCCCAGCAGGAUCACUGUGUGACCCAUGCCUAGACAGGUGUAUUUCUUCCUUUGCCUUGCCCCAUCGAAUUUCUCCACAACUGAUUUCACCUUUAGUUCCCCUCCACCUGCCUGUCCUUGCCUUCCUCCUCUCCCACCCUGCUCUCCCAGUGCUCUGUCAGCCUCCCAUCCCACCCAGCAGCAGGAGGGCCCUUUCCUCCCAGGACAGGCCCAGGCAAGGGGGGAGAACAACAGCAGCACAGUGAGAUACAUCCAUGUGAUCACAGACUGUAAAAAUACCUGUCACGGACACUGCUGCAGCUGGGCCCCAGGGUUUCAGUUAUUUAAAUAAAACUGUUUUUUUCUAACACUACCCUCUCUGUCAGCAGUGAAGCUGACAUAAUAUAUGUGCAGAAAGCCUGAAGUGGCAGCUGGGGAAGGGGAGAUGAGCCUGUUGUCUCCCAUGGGUCCUUCCAGCUUCUGUGGUUCUGCCACUGGGAAGUUGGCAUUUUGUAAAAGCCCCCAGAAUCAGCACUGGCAUCUCUUCUAUGGCUGCUCCAAGUACCCACCACUUCCUUCUCCAUAAGGACUGGAUGUGGCACUCAGUGCUCUGGGCUGGGUGACAAGGUGAGGAUCAAUCACAGGUUGGACUUGAUGUUCUCAGAGGUCUUUUCCAGCCUUAAUGAUUCCAUUCUAUUCUGUUCUCUCCCUUGAGGCCAUUGGAUUUUGGAGCACAGUCCUUAUCCAAAAGCAGACACCAGAUGGCUGGAGUCUGCCAAAGGUAACCUGGGAAAAAGGAAGUGUGAAAACACUGUUUUGAAAUAUUCAGUCACAAGCUUUACCCUUUUUAUGGGAUUUCACUUUGAUCUGUCUGUCUGGGAGCUGUAAGACAGUUUUGGGAUAAUAGCAUGGGUGGGGAAACCAAGGUAUUGGUGACAAAGGAAGGAACACACAGGUGUUUGUGUGUCUGCACUCCUGGAGAAGGGAAGGGUGAUGCUGACCCAUGGGCUCAUGCAGCAGUGUGGGGAUAGCAGAUAAGGGCUUCUGGGCUCUCCUGGACCAUCUCAGAUGCCCUACCCCUGAUCUUUUCCAUGUACCUGGAGGUGACAGUUCCCAGCUUUAGGUGUGUACACACCCCAGCCACAGCACCAGACAAUCACACAGACCAUUUAAAGCAGAGUAAAUCAGAAAGUUACUCCUUUCUGCUGCUCUUGGGGCUAAAUGACAAGAACAAUAGAGUGUGAUUUCCCCAGGUGGACUUUUUAAUAUCCAAAAUGUUGUUUUAUUUCGAGUCUCCAAAAUGCUUGUACAGAUGAGCCUAUGUCUGGCAUCCAUCCAUGGAUAGGUUUGGCCUGGCCAGCUCGUGCUGCUGCUCUGCUAACACAAAUCUCUCGCUGGUUUGUUUUACAAACAAAACAGGUUCUUGCACCAAAACAAUGUCAGAGAGCCAGAUUCUGAGAUGCAGCUGUGCAAACCAUGAGGGAGGCAUUUGUGACUGAGCCCUGUGGGAUUCCUCUGCACCUUGGGAGCACAGGCAGAGGGAAAAACAGCCAGCACAACCUCACAUCUCCCUCUGCAAAGUUGCUUUGAUGUCCCUGUCAGAGGAAAGUCCUUACACAAAAAUACCUUAUAACAAGCAGGUUUAAAAGGAGACAAAUUCCUCCCUCUUGCUUCAAUUUCCUGAUUCUACAAACUGCUUUUAGGCCCCCAGCCCCUCUCCCAUCCUGACCGAUGCGUAGGAGCGCUCUGGAUUAUCACAGCAUAGGAAAUCCACCCCAGGAAUUUCCUGCUCCUUGUAUCCUGCUUGAUAAAGGAAAUGGUCUAAGAAAGUUUGGUCAGAGCAGAAGGAGAGAGCAGACCAGAAGAACAAUCAGAUGUGUUGAGGGCUGGCUGUGCCCCUCCCUUGCUGCAUGGAGAAGUUCAGGAUGGGGCCAUUGCCUUUGUUUUGCAGAGCCUGAUUACACAGAGCACCAGGGCCACAGGAAGUCGGGCAGCUUGCACAGAUGCCCUUGAACCAGUUUAAACUGGUGUGAACAAAUGCCUUUUUCUGGAUUCAGCUGCCCCAGUGGAGGAAAUUAUCACACCAGCUGCCUGCUGCUGCUGCCUGCCAGUGGUGCCUUCCCGCUGGGAGCAUCCCUUAUCCACUCUGCUGAAAAUGAGCUGGCGUGCUCAGCAAACAGGGACACGAUGGAUUUUGAAGCAAACCUUGCUCAUUGUGUCUCAGAGAGGUGUGCUCGUGGGAGCAGCUCCCUGCCAGGGCUGCAGGAGAAAGAGUGGGGACAGAAGGACACUGAUGUGGUGCAGGAUGGCCGGGGACAGCUGUCACCUCA